UGCCGAACUCACAUCGACAACUCUUAAUUAAAAACUAACAACACAAGUAGCCAGGUCCAAACACUGUACAGGAAACAAGGACGGAGUAAACAUCGAGUCAGACAAUUGGCGUUGCUGUAAUAUAAGAGCAUAUGGUAGUCAAGAAAACAAAGCGGCCCAUGGGUAAGCGGAAGAGGGCACCAGUGACAGCAGCAGCACCAGACACAGGACCAGGCUCCGUCACAGCAAAGCAGGGAGCACUGACCACCAUCUCAGCAGCAGCCAUGACAGAUCCAGUCUCUCUACUCAUGUCCCUGACUCCCUCUGGCGCAGAAACCACAUCCACGACGUCGUCCUUGCUCACUGUGAAGAGUUCCAAGGCCGUUGCUCGAAAGAAAUCGUCGCUCGCCACGGCUCAACUCAUCCGCCGGUAUCAUACUCUGAACAAGGAGCUUUCAAAAUGCCUGGCACGGAUCGAUGGCAGCAAGUAUAGCAGUUCGACUGGCUCUGAUCAGCGGAGAAGGCAAACAGCGGAUCAGACAGCCGUUGAUUUGACAAGAAUUGCAGAAAUUCGACAAGAGAUGGACGACUUGGGCGGACUGGACAUGUACCAAAAAGCAUCUACACUUGGACAGUCUAAGCAGCGCGGGGGCGACUCUAGCAAAUGGUUGAUACCGAUCCUUGAGAGCUGCCAUCCAGAAUUGAACAAGAAGGCCGGUCCUGCGUUAAAACUUUUGGAUAUCGGUGCGCUUUCACCCCACAAUUAUCAAAAGUACUCUUCAUGGAUCCACACCGUCCCUAUUGAUCUUAACCCUCAGGACCCUCUAAUCACCAAAAUGGAUUUUCUGGAGAUGCCCGUACCAACAGACAGAGAGAAGCUUUUUGAUGUGGUUUGUCUCUCGCUCGUUGUCAAUUUUGUAGGCGACCCAACCCAACGUGGGGAGAUCCUUCGUUACUCGACGCGAUUUUUGGUACCAGGUACGGGGGUCCUUUACUUGGUCCUUCCUCUGCCAUGCAUCGAAAACUCGCGAUACAUGGAUCAUGAGCUGCUCGUGAAGAUGAUGUCCUCUCUUGGAUAUACUACUUUGGUCAGCCAUCAUUUUGCGAAGAAAUUAGCCUACUACGCAUUUAGGCUGGAUAUUUCACCCGCAGAAAAGGAGCUUUCUUCAAGGGCAAAGUCAGGGACGACCCAGCCGUUAUUCCCGAAAAAGCUGCGCCAUGAUAAGCCGAACAGGAAUAAUUUCUGCGUCAUACUCGUGUAGAGCCUGUGUUUGUACUACUGUCAAUAAACUGCUUCUUGAUUACGAAGGCACAAGAGGAGCAACAUGAAAGCC
This is a messenger RNA of Gamsiella multidivaricata, 1313 nucleotides long. RefSeq names its product putative methyltransferase-domain-containing protein. Gene Ontology annotation, cellular component: nucleolus. The coding region runs from base 132 to 1241 and encodes 369 amino acids. Gene Ontology annotation, molecular function: rRNA (adenine) methyltransferase activity. The transcript has 3 exons. The record is from RefSeq and is a predicted model, not a curated record. Lineage: Eukaryota; Fungi; Mortierellomycota; Mortierellomycetes; Mortierellales; Mortierellaceae.